This is a messenger RNA of Epinephelus fuscoguttatus (brown-marbled grouper), 3458 nucleotides long. Its product is annotated as RNA-binding protein 4.1-like. Bases 143 to 1291 code for a protein of 382 amino acids. The transcript has 4 exons. Gene Ontology annotation, molecular function: zinc ion binding; mRNA binding. The record is from RefSeq and is a predicted model, not a curated record. Gene Ontology annotation, biological process: mRNA splicing, via spliceosome. NCBI's taxonomy places the organism in Eukaryota, Metazoa, Chordata, Actinopteri, Perciformes, Serranidae. Gene Ontology annotation, cellular component: nuclear speck.
CCCGGUUGGUGGCGGUAUCGAAACAGGAUAUGGAAGUUGAAGGAACGGAAGCAGCUGCAUCACGAGCGUUGCAGCGCCAUUUCACUUUUCAUUCAUUGGUAUCGAGGCCUACGUUGCCUAAUUGGAUACACAGAACUUCAUCAUGGUGAAAAUAUUUAUUGGCAACCUUGCCUGCAAUACGUCACCUGAGGAGCUGCGGGAACUCUUCGAGAAGUAUGGGAAAGUCUCAGAAUGUGACAUCGUCAAAAACUAUGGGUUUGUACAUAUGAACAACAUGUCUGAAGCAGAGGAGGCCAUCCGAAACCUCCACCAGCACCAGCUGAAUGGCUGGCGCAUGAAUGUGGAGAUGAGUAAAGGGAGGCCCAAGUCCACCACCAAACUGCACGUCAGCAACCUUGGUGAAGGGGUCACCGCUGAUGUUCUACGUGCUAAGUUUGAAGAGUUUGGCACAGUGGUGGAGUGUGACAUAGUGAAGGACUACGCCUUCAUUCACAUGGAGCGAGUGGAGGAUGCUAUGGAUGCCAUUGAUAAGCUGGACAACGUGGCCUACAAAGGCAAGCUGAUGAGCGUACAGCUGUCCACCAGUCGGCUUCGCACUGCCCCGGGAAUGGGAGAUCAUACCGGCUGCUAUGUCUGCGGGAAACAUGGUCACUGGUCGAAAGAUUGUCCUGUCGGUCGGAACGGUAGCCACGGUGACGGUGAAAGAGGUCGCAGCGGCCGGGGCCCCCCACGCGGUCCCCCGGGUUACGGCAGGGGCAGCUACGGGAUGGCCUCACCUCCAGAAGCUGAUUACAUGGGUGGCUCUGCGUAUAGUCGGGCUAGUUAUGGCCUGCCGCCUCCCCCUCGCAGGCCUAGUGGUUACGGCUAUGAGCUGGGGGAUCGGUACGCCGGUAGAGCACCAGGCUCCUAUGCUGAGAGGUCAUCAGCUUAUGAUCGUGACCGUCUCUAUAGCAGUGUUGACCUUUAUGAGAAGUACAGACCUCGCUCUUAUGGCUCAAGCUAUUUCGAGGAGCGUCGCAUGUCCUAUCUCCCCCCUCCCCCACCUCCCCCUUCCUCCCUCUCAAAGCUUUCCUCCAGUGUAGAUCCAUAUGACCGUCGGCCUCCAGCUUCAUCGGCCGCCGCAGCUGCCGCAUACUAUGCACGAGACCGCAGCCCGAUCAGACGAGUACCAGUCUCCUCAGCAGGCUACGCCUAUGAGCGAACACGGCUGUCACCGGUGUCAGGCUCCAGGAGUUCCUAUGCUGUUGCACGACCCAAGGAUCAUUAUGCGCCGCGCUAUGCGCCUUACUAAAGCCAUGGUGCCAAGGUCUGUUUGUCAACUGCAGGACUUUUCCCUUUUCCAUCGGUCUGCGUGAUGUGUGGCGAAGCAAAGCAUAUGAGAUGCGGAAAUUAAGAUCGGAAAUUGUGCCGGCAUCUUCCAGGCACCUGAGAUGCCAGUUGCCUGCGGAUGAAUCGUCCUUUUGCUUGCAUUCACAUAACCUGUUUUCAAUAAGGAUGAUUAGCAAACUGCACUGUUUGACAUGUAUGAUGUAUAAAACAAGAAUUUGCUCACUUACUCUGCAGGUUUUCAGCUCAGUUUUUAGCCAUGUCUUUUUUUUUCUUACCUGUGUUUCUUCCUCACAUGGAGCACAUUGUUAAAUUCAGCAAAUGUUAAUUGUUUGGCUUCUAUUUGUCAUUUAGAAUAAGUGUUGAUGUUUCUUCAGUAUAUCAAAAUGUACCUUUCUUUUCAAUGGAAUGAGGGUUAACCCAUGCUGUUGCUUGUAGUACAGAAGAAUCUUAUCUUAGCCACACGUCUGACAUGAACUUAGUCAGUUAUAUGGAUGUGGAUAAAGAUAAAUAUUUUUUUCAAAAAUGGUCAUCAUUGGUGUCUAUCAAUGUGCUGUGAAGGUCCGUGACGCUUCAGGUAUGUUUUGUUUUAGCUAAGAAUACAGACGUUGCUUCCUUUAUGCUUGUAAGGGUGAAACACUCAGUAAGGUGGUGGGAAAGAAAACCUGCAGUCUUUGCCCUCUGUAGCACAUGAAUGGACUCAAUGAUUCACACUGCAGAAAACAAUACAGGAAUUAAUCCAUAUUAGGGCUGGGUGAUAUGGAGAAAAUCAAAUGAUUUUUUUGGAUACCAUAUAACUGUCUUUUAUCUAAUUUGACAUUUUGCAUCAGAUUUUCUGUGCUGCUCUAGAAUAGUAGUUGCCAUUGACUGCACAGCACAACUUGCUGUGUGUGCUACUGUCUUAGAGCAGCAAAGGAGAACUGAAAUAUGGGAUAACAUUCAUUUUAUCCACAUAUAAAACUACUUUUAAGUUUAACAAAUUAUGUAGUGUCGGUUCAGUUUGUACACUUCCAUACUCACCGAUAACUGAUCUAGCAUUUUAGGCAACAUUGAAGGCAUUUCCGAUAACAGUAUAGGAACAACUGUCAAUGUGAUUUCGAUAUAUUACCCAGCCCUAAUCCAUAUCCAUGCAACUGACCUGGCUGGCACAGAAUCACACUUUUGCUAGCAUCUAUAGUAAGAUAAAUAAUCUCAAACAUUCCAGCCUCAUUUUUUCUAAAUUGAUGUAUGUCUACAAAAUGUAGAAUUGAUACAUUUUUAACAUUGAAUGAGGUGUCUGCUGGUCAUUUUACUUUUGAAUUAAAGUGGAAACAGACAUUUCCCCCUUUGCGUUCCAAAUUUAUAAUAUUGUUGGUGUAGCUGUUGUAGAGACCACCAUGUUGCUUUCCAUUUUUGCCUAGCAACUGCUACUAUUUCCAUAGGUAUUGGUUGUUCGACCAUCUGUCACUUCCACUACUGGAGAUAUUAACGGCAAGGAACUAAAUAUGGUACUCUUUGGUAACUGGGGAUAGCUACCGCUACCUACAGUACCAGGGAAAUCAAAGAGCUAUCCUCUUCCUGUUUUGGUUGCCCAAUGGUUGAUGCACUUCCCUUUGUGCUGUAAAUGGAGCUCUUUUUCCCAGGAGAUUGUACCUGAUGGCAGAGAGAAUUGCAUAGCAAAAGGAAGGCUAAUCUAAACGCUAAUGGUAUUAUUGUAAAGCUAUUGUGCGAUUGACAUUUACUUCAUCAAGGUAAGUUAAAGCACAAAUCUUGUCUCUUUCCACUUUAAAGUAUCAUUAACUGACAACAAGAAUUUCAGCUGACAUGCACUGUGCAACUAAGUAACAUAUCCACUGGUAAUGUUGCACAGUUUAACGAGAAAUUACCCAGUCAUCUCUAGAAUUUAGGUUCAGGAUGGAUGUUCAUUGUAUCCAAUAUGACACAGCAUCAGCAGCAGUUACAGAAAUGUGAAGCAGGACUCAGGGCUUGGGUUGUGUAAGUCAUUAGGCACCUGUGUUUUCUUGAAGGUGCCUUAGUUUGUUUUGCAUUUAGGUGGAUUUAAAGUUUGUAUUUUUCAUACUAGCUGUAAAAGUACCAGCAUACAUUACAAAUCUAAAGUUAAUAUGAUUUUUAAUAAAGCCAAAAUUAUUUUG